CCCAGCAGUUGCUGCUUAUUUUUAAUUAUUUUCCUCUCUCUCCCUUUUAGCCUUCUUGUUUUCAUCUGCGGUUCGGCACCAGAGUUCCCAGGGCACGUCACUGCAGCAAGGACUUGUUGCCAAAACAUCUCUGAGUUCACCCCCAUGGCCUGAAGUGAAACUUCCAGAUCCUGUAGAAGAAGCGAAGUAUCAUGCAGAGGUGGUACAAAAGGUGAACGAGAUGAUUGCGACGGGGCAGUACGGACGGCUCUUUGCUGUGGUCCACUUUGCCAGCAAGCAGUGGAAAAUAACCAGUGAAGACUUGAUUAUGAUGGAUAACGUACUGGAGGCUGAAUGUGGAGACCGAAUCCGGUUGGAAAAGGUUUUGCUGGUUGGUGCUGACGACUUCACGCUUAUUGGAAGGCCGCUCCUGGGGAAAGAUCUUGUCCGUGUGGAGGCUACUGUGGUUGAAAAGACUGAGUCGUGGCCAAAAAUUAACAUGCGCUUUUGGAAGAGGCACAACUAUCAGCGGAAGAAAAUCAUCAUAAACCCACAGACUGUCCUUCGGAUAAACACCAUAGAAAUUUUCCCCUGUUUGUCAUGAGUGAUUGAUCGGGUGUUGUGUGGCUCAUGUUUAUUAUUGCUUUAGGUAAUUAUGGAAAUAAAACUGCUUUGUCAUUGGAAA
Messenger RNA from Athene cunicularia (burrowing owl), 664 nucleotides. It is a transcript of the gene MRPL21, whose product is annotated as mitochondrial ribosomal protein L21. Gene Ontology annotation, cellular component: mitochondrial large ribosomal subunit; ribosome. Bases 221 to 583 code for a protein of 120 amino acids. The transcript has 6 exons. The record is from RefSeq and is a predicted model, not a curated record. Gene Ontology annotation, molecular function: structural constituent of ribosome. Lineage: Eukaryota; Metazoa; Chordata; Aves; Strigiformes; Strigidae.